Molecule: messenger RNA, 3087 nt
Organism: Drosophila nasuta
Lineage: Eukaryota; Metazoa; Arthropoda; Insecta; Diptera; Drosophilidae
Gene: Task6
Product: TWIK-related acid-sensitive K[+] channel 6
Exons: 10
Coding region: 1172-2452 (426 amino acids)
Biological process (GO): stabilization of membrane potential; potassium ion transmembrane transport
Cellular component (GO): plasma membrane
Molecular function (GO): outward rectifier potassium channel activity; potassium ion leak channel activity
Source: RefSeq, a predicted model, not a curated record
CCGUUGCCGUGCCAGUUGAGAAAUACAAUCGAAAGUGCGUGCAUCAUCUUUGCGAACAGCGGAAGCAGAGUCGUGCCAAAAGCGAAUUUCAGAAAAAAAAAGAGAUGAAAUUAUUGUAGUGAAAAUUUGUGCACUUGUGGACAAAAAAGUGAAGAGAGCUAAUGACAAAAUAACACAAGAAUGCGCCAACGAGAUUGCUGCAAAAAUACAGCAUCUAAUUUGUCGCCCCAAAUCUAAUUAACGCGAUGCGUGCUGCUGCAGCAGCGUAAAUGCGGCCGAAGGACAUUGCAGCGAAAACUACUACGAAAUGCCGCCAUGUAUGAGUGUGAUUGGGUUAGUCGUCCACCACAGCAGCAAGAAGAGCCUUGAAUGUGCUGAUGCCAGUUUCAGAAGGAGCACAGAGGCAAACUGAUGAAGCAGCAGCAGCAGAGCAUGAGUCUGACUACAAUGAUGAUGAUGAUGAGGACGACGCUGAUGAUGAUGAUGAUGCAGUUACAAAUGCAGCAGCAUUGCUAUAAAUAACACAAGGACUUGUGGAAGGGCGGCAUCGACAACGACAACGGCAAUGGCAUCGCAUAAAGUGUGACAGAAAUAGUAAAUGCAACGUGCGAGAGUACAAAGUACAUUUGCAAGUGUGACUAAAAUUAAAAUAUACAUGUGUAUGUGUAUCAUAUUUAAUGCAAUUGCACUCUCAAGUGCAACGACGACGACGACGCAAGUGACAACAAACUAACUGAAUUUGUCAGGUAAUUGCCCUGUGCGCCAAAAAGUAGGCAACAAAAAAACGAAUAAAACGAAACUCAAGCUAAACGACUACGCGAAAGACACCGCAAGUGAAUAGACUGUGCGUGUGAGAGAGAGAGAGAGAGCGAGUGCUAGUGGCAAGUGGCCAAGGUGUCGAGUGUCGAGUGGUUUCUCUGUUUGCCCCGCGUGUGUGCUGUGCUGUGCUUAACCUGAUUUAGAAAAGUUUGUCCGCGACGAACGGAGCACACACACACACACACACCACAACACACCGCACCACACAAUGUACAUAUGGAAGUGUGGAGCAAUAGCAGGAUUAGCAGCAACCGCAAGAGAAGACGUCGACGUCAGAGAAAGCAGCAGGACGAACCGAGUAUAGUGAAUGGAAUGCAUGUGUUUAUAACCAAUAACCUCGCCUAAAUGAAGCAUGAAGAAACAAAAUGUGCGCACGAUAUCCCUGAUCGUGUGUACAUUUACAUAUUUGCUAGUGGGUGCCGCCGUCUUUGAUGCCCUCGAAUCGGAGACGGAGAAGCGGCGUUGGGAGGCUUUGCAAGCUGUCGAGGACAUGAUAAUACGCAAAUACAAUAUAUCACAAGAAGAUUUUAAAGUCAUGGAGACGGUGGUACUCAAAUCGGAGCCACACAAGGCCGGCCAGCAAUGGAAGUUCACUGGCGCAUUCUAUUAUGCAACGACAGUGCUAACCACAAUUGGCUAUGGACACUCGACGCCAACCACCCGCGGAGGGAAACUGUUUACAAUGUGCUAUGCCAUUGUUGGGAUACCCUUGGGCCUGGUCAUGUUUCAGAGCAUCGGAGAAAGAGUGAAUAGACUGAGCAGUUAUGUUAUCAAAGCGGUGCGGACAUCGCUGCGCUGCAAACGAACAGUUGCCUCCGAGGUGGACCUUAUAUGCGUUGUCACGACGCUCAGUUCACUGACGAUAGCAGGUGGUGCUGCGGCCUUUUCAAGAUUUGAGGGCUGGAGCUACUUUGAUUCAGUAUAUUACUGUUUUAUUACUUUAACCACAAUAGGCUUUGGCGAUAUGGUAGCUUUACAGAAAGAUAAUGCGCUAAAUAGGAAACCCGAAUACGUUAUGUUCGCACUGAUAUUCAUACUAUUCGGACUGGCAAUUGUUGCCGCCUCACUGAACUUGUUAGUACUUAGGUUUGUUACAAUGAAUACCGAGGAUGAGAGACGUGACGAGGCCCAGGCCAUGCAGUUUAUGACCAAGUCCACUUUAUGGACCAAUGAGGCACUUCAAGUGGCUGUCAAACUGGAGGGCGAUGUGAUAACAUCCAAUGGUUCCAUACUGAGCGGCUACGAGGGACACGACGGCCAAUCUCUCAACGGCACAAACACAUCCUCAAUGUGCUCCUGCCGUUGCAUCUGCCUCAAUGGAGGGAACCGGCAUAAAAAACACAAGAAUGCGAGCAGUGACCAUGUUGCAGAGCAGCAAUACAAGAUGCGUCGAUCGCCCACGCACAUAAGACACUUGCUGCCGGAAGUUGUGCCGAUGCAGGAUCUGAACUACGAUACGCAGAGCAUGCAUACGAUUGGAGCACUCAAUGGCAGCGGGAUCAUGAGCGGAAGUCACAUGGGCAUCGGUCUGGAUGUUGUGGAUGAUACGGGAACUCGAUCGCCGAUUAAACCGCAGCCGCAUCCACAGAAGCUGCUCAAACGCAAUGUAUCGCUUUUAUCAUUUCGUAUUUAGGAGGAACGAACAACGACUCGACUCUUGUAGUAGAUGCCCCCUCCAAAACACACACACACUUACACACACAACCAUGAAAAAGGACUUGCAAAUUAAAGUGAUAAACUAAUCUACAAUACAUAAACUAAUGGGAAUACUUGAAACUGAAAACUGAAGCGAUUAGCGAUUAUUUGAAUUGAGAUUCGGAUCUUGCGAUCUUAUAAAAUCUACAAUAUAUUUAUGUGCAUUUACAAUGUAAAGUUACGCCGCAUAAAUAUCGAAGAAGAGAAGGAGAGAAGCUAGUAGCAAGCAUUAUAGAGAUACUACUAUACUAUAUACUAUACUUAGAUAUCUAGAACUACACACAACAAAUACACCUAAACAUUACUGAAUUAGGGCACUAUCAAAUUGAUCUAAACCACUGCCAUUUCCGAGCGAUAGAAACAAGACACCACACACUCUAUAUAUGAUACAUAUAUCGAACUCUUCUAUAUAUAGCAUUCAUAUAACCAAACUAUUUAAACAGGAACUGCCUUUUCAUGGGGCUAUCUCUUCCACUUCCACAUAGAGGACAUGCCAAUCCAGUUGAAACUAAAUAGAUUCGAUCGAUAUAACAAGAAAAACUUAAUUCUGUAAAUACCUAAGUAAAUGCUUAA